AUGUACCAGAUCAAUACCUUAAUCGAAGUCAAGUUCCAUGGAAGUUCUAUCAUCUUUGUUUUUUUAGUCGGAGUAAUAUGGACUUAUGAGCCAUCAGAAGGAUAUUUUCACCUGACCUUUCCACCAUCCAAAAAUCCACUCAAUUUGAAGGCCCCAAAGUUCUCUAGAAGUAUAAACUUCAUUCUUGAUCACCAAAUCUUGAAGGCAAAAUUUUACAGAGACAACAAUGGCUCUCACUGUUUGUGCUUUUCAGCCAUCAUAACGUGUUCUGUCUAUUGACAAAGGUAAGCUUAUCCCCUACCUUGCUACUUACAGAUGUUGGAUGUUUGGUGGUCACAUUACAAGUAAUUUUGAGAAUUUGUAGUUCAAAAAAGAGUUGAUUCGUUGUUGGAUCAACAAGGGGUUCUUUCUAGGUCGGAACAAUAUGCCUUGUGGUUGCUAACCUUUAGUUUUGCAAAUUGGUAGACUCACACUUAGAUUUGUUAGUUAUAGUUGAAUGCCAUUAGUAGUGCUUUUUAUCUGCAAAUGUGGAGUCCUAAAUCUAAUUGGGAUAUAGAGCUUCUUUGUAUACGAUUUUGGAAAAGUGUAAAUUACACAGCCUUAUUUAUUUGAUUGUAUUUUCGUAUAAAAAUGAGGUUCUUACGUGAAUUUUAUAUAUAAUAUAACAUAGGGAAAUGAUGAUUAUGUAAAAAGUUGAUGGGCAAAGUAAGGAAAGACAGAAACUUAAAGUGAAAUUAUAAUGAUUUCUUUUUAGUUGACAUAUAUUUAUUUUUUUUAUUAAAUGAAAGGUACAUUUUGUAGCUAUACUUAUUGUAUCAUACUUGAUUGGUUAUAGAUGAUCAUGA
Messenger RNA from Lactuca virosa, 845 nucleotides. NCBI's taxonomy places the organism in Eukaryota, Viridiplantae, Streptophyta, Magnoliopsida, Asterales, Asteraceae. The record is from the annotation of a GenBank genome assembly.